AUGGCCCAAGCACUGUCAAUCUUCUCACAGCUGUGGCACCUUUGCAGUCUCAGCGUCUGGCUCGCUGUUCAUACCGGUUUAUGGAUCCUCAAAAUCCGCCGACGUCUUCGCGAUGAAGGAGUCCUCUACCCUUCCGCGUUAUUGGCAGUCGGCUUUGUCACGUUAUUUUUGCCUCGAGGAGCAUACAACACCAAGGGCCAUGAGCAGGUCUUUCCUAUUUGGAUCACUCUGGGAGAUAUGUUUACCGUCGUGCCAAAUCUGGCGAUAUUUGGAGUGGUGAAUGUUGCUGUUUUCGCAAUGGUAAAAGCUGGAAUCAUGCAGUGGGCUACGAGAGCUGGUAGUUUACAUCCGCAGCCAUUCACAUGGUACCACGAAUGA
Lecanosticta acicola is the source of this 378-nucleotide messenger RNA. Lineage: Eukaryota; Fungi; Ascomycota; Dothideomycetes; Mycosphaerellales; Mycosphaerellaceae. The record is from the annotation of a GenBank genome assembly.